UUUCUCUCUCUCUCUCUCUCUCUCUCUCUCUCUCUCUCUCUCUCUCUAUAGAAUUGGAAAACUUGAGCAUGCUUGAGGUUGUUCAUAUCACCAAUGAGGCGUUUUCAAGAUUCUAGACUUUGACCUGAUAUCCUGCAAUUAGAUCUACUGAUCGCCACCAUAGAAGUGGAUCGACGUUUUAACCGAUAAUUAAAACGAAUGGUGGUUUUAGAAUCCGAAAUCAUGUCUCCCGGCGAAGUUGAAUCCCCAUUGCAGUCCGCCGAUCAAAACCAGGCUAGAAAUAAUAAUGUCCAAAAUGCCCUUGUGCCACAGCUGGGUCGCCAAUCUUCCAUCUAUUCUCUCACUCUAGAUGAGUUUCAACACACUCUUUGCGAAAGUGGAAAGAAUUUUGGGUCAAUGAACAUGGAUGAGUUCCUCAACAGCAUUUGGACAGCUGAAGAAAACCAGGCUCAUGGACAAGCCGCCCAUCCUCCAGCUGCCGCCACUCCGGCCGCCAUGGCUACUAAUGGUGGCGCCACCAGUAGCGGACAGUUCUUGAUGGGACUCAACACUAGUUCAGCCGAACAGAAUAUGAUGGUUAAGCAACACAGCUUGCCUAGACAAGGCUCCUUAACUCUUCCGGGCCCACUCUCCCGUAAAACCGUCGAUGAAGUCUGGUCGGAGAUACAAAAGACACAACAUGAACACCAACAAGAGAGAAAUAACUCCGGCAAUGCUCAGGUUCCCGGGUCAGCCCAGCGUCAGCCUACUUAUGGAGAAAUGACUCUUGAGGAUUUCUUAGUGAAGGCGGGGGUAGUUCGGGAACAGAACCAUCCGAAUGCUCCACCAGUUCAGCAGCAACCCCCGCCACCUUUUGGGUUGUAUCCCAACGGAAACAACCGUGUUGUUGGUCCUCCGCCUGGUUCAGCUCACAUGGGAAGGCCUGUUAUAGGUGGUGCCACCGCUAUCCCACCAUACUCACCGCUCAUUAGGGAGGCCCCAGGGUACCCCGGAGGUGGAAAACGGAGCAGCACCUACCAACCUCAGCCGAUUUCAUGUUACGGAGGUAUGGUUGGAAAUGGAGGUGGUUACGGGCAGGGAUUAGGGAUGGGGUCUCCGGUGAGUCCGGUGUCUUCCGAUGGGAUUACCAACAGUCAGCUCGAUGGCGGGAAUCAGUACGGCAUGGAUAUGGGCGGCAUGAGGGGCGGACGGAAGCGGAUAAUCGAUGGUCCAGUAGAGAAAGUGGUGGAGAGGAGGCAACGAAGGAUGAUAAAAAACCGAGAAUCUGCUGCGAGGUCUCGAGCUAGAAAACAGGCUUACACAGUAGAAUUAGAGGCAGAAUUGAACAUGCUGAAAGAAGAGAAUGCUCAACUUAAACAAGCUCUGGCAGAAUUAGAAAGAAAAAGAACGCAACAGGUUUUUGAAGAAAUGAGAAUGAAAACACUACCAAAAGCUCAAAAGACGAAAGAGAAGUUGAGGGUGUUGAGGAGAAGCUCGAGUUGUCCACCAUGAUUGCAUGCCAAAUGAAUCUCAAGGGAGAUUAGCGCUUUCUUCUUCUUCUUCUCAAUAAGAACUAUAUAUAGUGCGAAAUAAUGAGAUUAUAUUAUAUAUAUAUAGGUUGUUUUUUUUUUUUUUGUUUUGUUUUUU
Lactuca saligna is the source of this 1626-nucleotide messenger RNA. Lineage: Eukaryota; Viridiplantae; Streptophyta; Magnoliopsida; Asterales; Asteraceae. The record is from the annotation of a GenBank genome assembly.